Molecule: messenger RNA, 4318 nt
Organism: Myxocyprinus asiaticus (Chinese sucker)
Lineage: Eukaryota; Metazoa; Chordata; Actinopteri; Cypriniformes; Catostomidae
Product: ras-related protein Ral-A
Exons: 5
Coding region: 408-1028 (206 amino acids)
Biological process (GO): regulation of exocytosis; Ras protein signal transduction
Cellular component (GO): plasma membrane
Molecular function (GO): GTPase activity; GDP binding; GTP binding
Source: RefSeq, a predicted model, not a curated record
GCUCUAUACGCCCAUGGACACUGACUGCCAUACCAAAGACCUGAGCAACCGGCUCAUACCCGCUGUAAAUACUGUCGGAAGUGAAGUUUGAGAGCACGUUUGAUCUGAUGACAUUACACGAAAUGUGGUGGCUGCUGUAACAGAGAGGGAAAGAGUAGGGAAGAGGAAUUUCCCCCUUUCCCUAGAGUCCUUGUGUCUCCAGAUUACCUUUAGCUGAACGAGCAGAUACACAGGUACAUACUGGGUGGUACUUGGUCCUCUCUCGAACUAUCUCCCACCCUGACCGGUCACUCCUGUAACCUUCAGCAUCUUCUUGACCUCCCUGACCCAAACUCUGCCGGGCAGAAGCCGAUCUUCUACAAAACCCACAACUUCCCUCUCAACCCCACCCCAUAGCAACAGUUACCAUGGCAGCAGCCAAGCCAAAAGGGCAGAACUCGCUGGCUCUUCACAAGGUGAUCAUGGUCGGAAGCGGCGGUGUGGGAAAGUCGGCUCUAACUUUGCAGUUCAUGUAUGACGAGUUUGUGGAAGACUAUGAGCCCACAAAAGCUGAUAGUUACAGGAAGAAGGUGGUUCUGGAUGGAGAGGAAGUCCAGAUAGAUAUUUUGGACACAGCAGGUCAGGAGGAUUAUGCAGCCAUCAGGGAUAACUACUUCCGCAGCGGGGAAGGAUUCCUCUGUGUCUUCUCCAUUACUGAACUAGAAUCUUUUGCAGCGACUGCUGAUUUCAGAGAGCAGAUUCUGCGGGUGAAAGAAGACGAGAAUGUCCCCUUUUUGUUAGUGGGGAAUAAGUCAGAUCUGGAAGACAGGAGGCAGGUUAGCACUGAUGAGGCCAAAGCCAGAGCUGAUCAGUGGGGGGUGUGCUACGUGGAGACGUCUGCAAAGACCCGAGCCAACGUAGACAAGGUUUUCUUUGACCUUAUGAGGGAAAUUCGUGCCAGGAAGAUGGAGGACAGCAAGGAGAAAAACGGCAAGAAGAAGAGGAAAAGUCUGGCCAAACGGAUCCGUGAAAGAUGUUGCAUUUUAUAGUCUCUCUGAUGAUAUUCUCUUAGGUUUUACAUAUGUAUCUGGAUGUCUAUAUUUUGCCCUAUUGCCAACUAAUCCCCAUCUGCGAUAUUUCCUUGUGUUUGUGCGUCAGAUGUGGGGUUGUUGCUAGAAUAAGGAUCAGGAAUGUCUGUUAUGGUUGAUUUCUUAGGCUAUGCCACAUGCUGUAUUGUCUACUUUAGGCUGAAAUCUCCUGUGUGUCUGUUGAAGCACAGGACACUAUUGCUUCAUUCAUUGGUUUUAGAAAAAAAAUGAACCCAGCACAUCAUAAACUAAACCUAAUUUUGGAUGCUUUCUUAAAAACAGCAAAAAAUAAAUAAAAAUAAAAGAAUGGUGUCCAUUAUUAGUUUUAACAUAAUAAUGUAAUAAUAAGUACAGUGACGAUUGGGCUUUUGUUACUCCAGUUAGUGACAGUUGUACCCGAGUUGUUAUUAUUGUUUAUUUAUUUUAUUUUGUUUAGAGACUUAAUGUUCCCUAACUUUACCCAGCUACUUGGCAGCAUCAGUGGACUAAAUGAUACGUAAACAGGAAGUUAUUUUGGCUGCAGCCAUUUUGUGUACUUCAGUUCUUGAUGCCUGGAUGUCCAGUUGUGAAUGUGACUUGCACUUAUCACCCAUACUGGCAGAGCUCCACUGAUCCCAUUUGUGUCUGAUCAUUUUGGAAUUAGAGAGGCGGCUAGCAAGAUGGGAAAGAGACCCUACAUUGUAUUGCUUAUGUGAGCAGCAAGUUAGAGAAAUGACACUUUGACAUUUGCUCUCCGUCUUGCUAAUGGAAGGUCAAAAUGCCACAGCAACAUUGCAUGUGGCCAAAGUAUGUACAAUGACAAUCUUAUGCUUUUCAUAUGGGAUAUGUAAAUCCAAAAUGUGUCCUUUUGGACAGCUUGUGUACUCAUGCCCACUGUUCGAGUCAUAACCAGAAAAAUACAUGUUUCUAUUGUCAUCUUGAAAAUAUGUAAUGUGUAUCAGUCCAGUAACUUUUUUUUCUUAGUUUGCUUUUCUGCGUAUUUAUACAUGUAUUGCUGGUGUUUAUUUCAGCCACUUCAAAAAUAUAUAUUUUUUUUCUAAUUUAAAUGUGCUUUAUUAUUCAAAUGGAUUUAUAUGGAGUUCUAAUUUUCUGUAUUGUGGCCAUACCUCGAUUGCUUUUUAGAAGAAAGAAAAAGAUGAUACAUCCCAGAUUUCUGGUUUAUCAUGACUAGUUCUUUGAAUGUAAAAACUGAGGCCACAUCCACACUAAUCCAUUUUCAGUUCCCAAAUGUCAUCAUUUUCUAAAUGAUGUGGUAAUGGAGAGCAUUUUAGGUGGAGGAAAAUGCAGUUCUAGUCUUUAAACGGAAAUGGAUUUGUGUAAAUGUGGCCUUACUGUUUUAGCUAUUGUUUUCAAGGCACUUCUGGCAACAUGCAGGAAAAUAAUAUACAGUGCUGUGCAAAAGUCUUAGGUGCAUUAUAUUUAUAUAUUCUGCUUUUAGUGUAUCAAUAGGAAAUAUCCAUUUUAGAUUUCAACAUUCCCUUUGCAAAUAGAAUUGAAUAGAAUUAAAACAAGGAGCUCUACAACAGAUGUCAUGGCCCCCACAGAGCCUGGAUCUCAACAUCAUCGAGUCAGUCUGUGAUUACAUAAAGAGACAGAAGCAAUUGAGACAGCCGAAAUAGAUAGAUAGAACUGUGGUGAAUUCUCCAAGAAGCUUGGAACAUCCUUUCUGCCAACAACCAAGAAAAACUGUAUCCAGGUGUACCUAGGAGAAUUGGGGCUGUUUUAAAGACAAAGGUGGUCACACCGAAUAUUGAUUUAGCUUUUUUAUGUUUACUGGACUUUGUAUGAUGUUAAUUGAUUAAUGAAAACUAUUUAUGGCAUUAUUUUUGAAGACAUCCUCACUAUGCAACAUUUUUCACAAGUGCCUAAAACUUUUGCACAGUACUUUAAGUCCUUCUCUAAAUCAACUGUAACAUUUUCAUUGGAUAAGUGACUAGUUCUCCCAUUUGUCAUUGCACAAUGGCUCUGUGUUGACAUGUGAGAAUAAUGAACGUGCAUCACUUCAUGCAAAGGUGUCAAGAGCAAAAUGUUUGCUUGGGAACCAACAUAACGUGAGCAGUGGUCUUAAGUAUGAACUACUAACACAAGAACCUCCUGUUAUUGAAUAUAUGAAUCUAAAGAUGUCACACCAAAGGCCAGUGGGGUAUUAUUGCAUGGUGGAUUAUAUCUCUGCUGAAGUUUAAUGUAUGCAAAGGCUUUUGUAGCAAUAGCAGCUGUGUUCUUGCCUGUUUUGAUUAAUCAUUUCUUUCAUGGUGCUAUUUUUGCUUAUUUAAAAAGACUUUGUCCUUCGUAUGUAUGUGUACUUGUCUGUGUAUGUCUGAAGCAUGGAAGUGUGUGUCGAGAAUGGAUGUGUAUUUUAAAGGGGAAGGGUAUUCUGUUAAAAAUGUUUUUAGUGCGCAGCAAGUAAAAAUAUGAUUUCAGUGUAAAAUAUACAAAAUGUAUUGCUAGUUUUCAGUAGUAGGUAGAAUUUCUAGUUGAACGUUAUGUGUAAAAUAUUCAGACUAACUGCUCAAGUUCAUUAUUUUUCUUUAAGGACCGGCCAUUCCUUAUGUGUGCCAUUUCCCACUGUAACAGUAACAUUUUGCUUUCGAAGCAAGGAAAAUGUAAUUUACUAAUUUAAUUGAUUUAAUUUAUACAAAUUUCUUUCUGAAUUAAAUGUGUUUCUAAAGUUUUCUUAUUUACCUUGGCAUUUGCUUUGAAAGGUAUGUUUUCUCAAAUGUUUUUCUUUUCUCUUUUAACCACAUAUCUAUACAGAUUAUGUAUACUCUUACAUUAUGGUUAUGCUAAAGUAUUUCUAUUAAAAUCAUAUAUUGUUGUUAUGCUUUGACUGUACUGGAAAAGAAAUACUUAUUGCUAUAGCAUCAAUGCCCUGACUGCCUGAAAUGAUCCAAUUCUUGUUAUUGCAAAUUUUAUUUGUUAAUUAAAAAAAUAGAAAAGAAAAUACACAUCUCUAUUGCAUUAUGAAUGUAAUUCUAUGGUUUUCCACAUGGUGACAUCAACUUUUGGAUCGUGUUAUAUGUAAAGAACAUGUCAGUGCUUAUUGAUAAUUUACCCUUUUUGUUUUUUUUUUUUCAAUUGCAGCCUAUCAAAAGAACUGACUGCACAAGCAUUCAUUCACCCUUCGUGUUGGGUAGACUUACGAAAUGUAAUCUGGUAUAAUUACAAACUCUACGACCAAAAUUGUAAUCAGUAAUGUAUUUUUUAUAUUAAACAUUUUAGGUCAUCUAAAUGUGAAAUGUAUUAACCAAUUA